Messenger RNA from Theobroma umbraticum, 615 nucleotides. Lineage: Eukaryota; Viridiplantae; Streptophyta; Magnoliopsida; Malvales; Malvaceae. The record is from RefSeq and is a predicted model, not a curated record.
AUGGAGUAUGCUAAGCUACCCAGGGGUUCACAAGAUAAGACGGUCAUCAAUCGGAUAAUGUUAAGAUUCCGGCCUAUAGCUCCAAAACCGGUGGCCGGAGAAACACGUUCCGGUGGGGAUCAGUGUGAUAACAAAAACCUGUUGCUUUCCAAGCCAAGAGCUAAACGAAAGUACGUUAGGGUUCGAAAGAAUAAUAUCAACAGAAAGAAAAGAUCAUCUUCAGAUCAUCUUCAUCAUGAAGAGCUUUCAAAGGAUCCUGAAAGGAUCGUUACUCUGCAGUUAUUACCAGAGAAAACCGAAGCAAAUGGAUCGAUUAUCAAACAAAACGAUGCAGUUUUGGAGGAAAAUCAAGGUACACCUUUGUUGUUUGACUUGAACUUCAACAACCGUUGGAUUGAUCGUAUGGGAGUCGUUGAGGAACCUGAUCAGAUGGUGGUGGUGAGUCAAAAGAGGAAGGUAACGGUGGUGGAGUCGUGGGUGACGGUGGAAUGCGUGACGGACACUUGCAUGGAUGGGAGAAAGCUAGGGAGUACGGACGUGGAUAGGACGAAGAAUCUGGAGGCUGACACGUGCCCAGGGUUUAUAUCCGAUGGUUUGAAUAGGGUGCAGUGGUGA